AUGUUCAAUGUGAUGAAACAAGUUUUGUUUUCCUCUGGAAUUGAGAGCCCAAAGUGGAAAGCUUUGGAAACUCAGACUUCAGAUUAUGAACUGCGGCAAUAUGAACCUACAAAGUGGGUGAGCACUGAGAUGUCAUCAAUAAAAGAAUGGGACAGCGCUGUUAGCAAAGGCUUCAUGCGCCUCUUCAGCUAUAUUCAAGGGAACAAUGAAAAAAAAAUGAGUGUUAACAUGACUGCCCCUGUGACCACAUACAUACAACCUGGAGAAGGGCCAGCAUGUGAAUCCACAAUCACCGUUUCAUUUUAUAUCCCAUCUGAACACCAGAAUGAUCCACCCAAACCUUCUGAAAGUGAGGUGUUUAUUACAGAAAGACCAGAGACUACAGUCUAUGUCAGGUCCUUUGGAGGGUUUACUAAUGAAGCAAAAAACAAGGAGCAGAUCCUGCAGUUGUCUGAAUGCUUAAAGCGGGAUGGAAAAGGUUUUGAUGAACAUGUCUACUACACUGCUGGCUACGACAGCCCAUUUAAGCUGUUAAACAGGCACAAUGAAGUUUGGUUGUUGGCAAAACAAUGAAAAUCUACACACAGAAUCUUCAUGGAUUGAUAAUAUAUGUCUGA
Messenger RNA from Nanorana parkeri, 617 nucleotides. RefSeq names its product heme binding protein 2 (gene HEBP2). The coding region runs from base 1 to 573 and encodes 190 amino acids. The transcript is spliced from 4 exons. NCBI's taxonomy places the organism in Eukaryota, Metazoa, Chordata, Amphibia, Anura, Dicroglossidae. The record is from RefSeq and is a predicted model, not a curated record. Gene Ontology annotation, cellular component: cytoplasm.